UUUACACAUUUACAGUUAAUUGUUAAGCAUGUAUGUCUAAAAAUCUUCUAUGUUAAUGCCUGCCAAGGCUACUCACGCUGAAAUACUAAGAUUAUAUAUAGAUUAUAUAUAUUAACAUUUAAAAUUACAGUUUAAGUAAAUUAUUUGUAACUGCAGGAGUCAACACACUUUAAGUCACCAUAAAGAAUUCAGUAGUUUUUUUAGUCUGAAUGUUCCUUUCAAUUAAAUUAAUUUAAAUUAAAUAGUUUUUCAACUAUUUACCAUGUGGUACAAUGAUGAAAGUAACAGUUGAGGAGAUAAGGUUAUAUGGAAGUUUCUGAGGGACUAAAGUACAUCCGUGUCUGAAGCACUUACAUGUCAGAGUUUUUUCUCCCCCAAUGCUUUUAGCUGAGCUUAUCUUGCAAAAAAAAAAAAAAAUGCAUUCAUGCGCUAUAAAAGAGAAGAAACAAGCGUCUCUAUUGACUGGUGAACCGACAUGACGUCCUCCACAAGCCUGAAGGUGCGCUUGCCCGCACUUGUGUUAGUGCUGGAAAUAGUAAUAAUAGCACUUUAUGCUGUGUUUGUCACCUAUGAUGACGAUUCUAAUGCUAAGCUGCAAAACAAUCAGACCAACCCCAUGGAUAACGCGCUAUACCGGGAUUACCCCUACUUUGCUGACGUGCAGGUGAUGAUUUUCAUUGGCUUCGGUUGCCUGCUGGCUUUCUUCCGCUUCUACGGCUUCAGUGGAAUGGUCUUCAACUUCCUCACAGCAACUUUUGCAAUCCAGUGGGCAAUCUUGAUGCAAGGCUUCUUCCAGUUUUACUAUGAUGGGAAGAUUCACUUGGGAGUGAUCAAUCUGCUGAACGCAGAGUUCGCCUGUGCCGUGGUGCUCAUCUCCUUUGGGGCCGUGCUGGGAAAAACCAGCCCGGUUCAGCUCUUGAUCAUGGCUUUGCUGGAGAUCCUUAUUUUUGCUGUGACAGAGUGGGCCGUACUUAAGUACAUUAGGAUCAAUGAUGCUGGAGGCACUAUUCUCAUUCACCUGUUUGCCUGUUACUUUGGUUUGGGGGUUUCAUUUGUGCUGUACCGCCCCAAUCUGAACAACGGACACGCUAAAGAGAUCACAAGUUAUCACUCUGACAUCCUGUCUGUGAUAGGAACUCUGUUCCUCUGGAUCUUCUGGCCUUCCUUUAACUCUGCUCUUACCUUUAAAGGGGAUGAUCAGCACAGAGCAAUUCUCCACACAUUCAUAGGUCUGAGCUCUUCCACCAUCACUGCCUUUGCCCUCUCUGCUUUGUUCAACAAAAGGGGGAAGCUUACGAUGGCUGACAUUCAGAACGUGACCCUAGCAGGUGGUGUGACCGUUGGUGCUUCUGUGGACAUGAUGAUUUCUCCUGUAGCUGCAUACGUCCUCGGCGUCAUGGGCUGCACCGCCUGCUUCCUUGGUUACAAGUACAUGACCCCCUUUUUGGCCAAGCGAAUGAGAAUCCAAGACCAGUGCGGUAUCCAUAACCUGCACGGGUUAACCGGCCUCAUUUCAUCCGUUGCAGGCAUCUGCGCCAUCCUCCUGGCCACUGAGGAGACCUACGGACCCAGCCUGUAUCAAAUCUUUUCCCAUCGAGCUCCUCCUGAGGGAGAUCCAAAGCUGCUGGAGCUGCAGAAGCUUAUUCCUGGUCUAAAAGCGGGCCUGGGUCGCACAGCUCGGGAUCAAGCCCUGUUCCAGCUUGCAGCUGUUGUCACCACCAUUGCAGCUUCUGCACUUGGGGGGGUGUUCACCGGACUGAUAAUGAAGCUGCAGUUCCUGGCAUCACCGUCGGAUGAGGACUGUUUUGACGACGAGCUUUUCUUCGAUGUGCCCUCCGACUUUGCCAGCAUCCCGUCUGCAGCGAUCUCCAAUGAAAAGGAAAAUUUGGACAAGGCAGACUCCAAGGUGUGAGGCGGCUUAGAUAGCUUAUUUUUUACAAAUCUGUUUUAUGGCAAAAGGUGGAGAAUAUGUUUGCUUUAAAUCAAAAACAAAUUUGU
This is a messenger RNA of Oryzias latipes (Japanese medaka), 1998 nucleotides long. The record is from RefSeq and is a predicted model, not a curated record. NCBI's taxonomy places the organism in Eukaryota, Metazoa, Chordata, Actinopteri, Beloniformes, Adrianichthyidae.